UCGUUCGUCAUUUGUACACAGUCGUUCUUUCGCUAACGGGCAGUGAAGUUCGGCCAUCUUGCUUUUUCCUCGUCACUGUUUGUUUUGGUGCAUCCUUGUCCCGUAUUUCAAUAAAAUCGAGAGGAAAAAAAUAGGCAAACUCUUAAAAGCACAUCGAAAUAUACUAAAUUCGUGAAUAUUACUGAAAAUAUAGAGGGAAGGAGGAAUUGCCUUAUUAUCGGUGAUUUUCUUUUUUUCUGAAAUAAAUUCGUCUCGUGUCAUCUGGUCGUCGUCGUUGUCUUCGUGUUUAAAUAAGUGUAUAUAUAAGAAUAUUGGUUUUCUUGUGUUGGUAAUCUGUGUGUUUUAAAGAAGAGAAAAAAAAGAAGAAGGAAAGAAAAAUGGCCUGCGCCACCCUAAAGAGAUCUCUGGAAUUUGAUCCUGUUCAUAGCCACGGACGACCAAACAAGCGACGAAGAUGCGUUCCAAUGUGCGUCUCACCUGGCAGUUCAUCGCCAAAUGUUACAAAAACACAAAGUCCAUCGCCAUUCGGCGAAAUAUCGCAGAAAUUGACGCCUGAAAAAAUGGCAGCAAACAUCAGAGAGGAAAUCCGCCGAUUGCACCGACGCAAACAAUUGUAUUUCAAUCCUCAAAGCAACAAUGGCGAUUUCUCAGAUAUGGAGGGUUCAUCAAAUCCUUCCAGUCCAUCUGGUUGCGGUUCAAACGCCUACAGUAAUAGCACAUCAUGCAAAGAGAAACCUCUCUUCACAUUCAAACAGGUUGGCAUGAUUUGCGAGCGGAUGCUGAAGGAUCAAGAAGUACAAAUUCGAGAGGAAUAUGACCAGAUCUUGACAAUGAAAUUAUCCGAGCAAUACGAAUCAUUUGUUAAAUUUACAUACGAUCAAAUUCAGAAAAGAUUCGAAUCUGCAGCUGCUCCCAGUUAUCUAUCCUAAGUUGGAUUCUUACUGUUAAGGAUACGUUUCUGUGAAAAAAAUAUUAGAUUUGUACUGCUGCGUGAGAUAAAUUUUACUCGAACACGAACAUCGAGUUGGAUGCUGAUUUCUCUGCAACAACUCGGGGGUGAAAAGGGAAUAAAUUAUUUUUUCCUUUCAUUUUUCAAGAGCUAAAAAUCGAGAUAAACAAUUAAAAAAAGAACAUUUUUUUCUAAAGCAAGAAUGUUUAGUGCACUAAGUUUAAGUAGAAUAUUUGCGAAUAAACAGCGAUCACUUGAUAAUGAUGGAAAAAAACAACAAAAAAAAAAAAAAAAAAAUGUCCACAAUGUAUACUAGUGAAACUAACGAUAUUUGUACCGUCUGGUGUUUGUUAUAAAACAAAGAUAAAAAAAUAACAAAAAAAAAUUUAAAAAAAGUGCGCUGAUAUCAGGGAACUUUUAAAUCGCACAAAUAUCGAAAGUCAACUCACUUUUUAUACUCAAAUUUGAUAAAAAGUCUAGAGAAAAAUAACGAAAAUUAACUUAUCUUCAAAAAUCGAAUAACCAAAAUUUAUGAAAAAAAAUUUUGUCCUGAUUUUUACGAAUUUUUUCAGCAAAAGAUAUUUUUUUAAUCGAAUAAAAUACUGUAGCCAUUUUUGAUAUUUGAAGAUAAAAUUAAAGUGAAAAUUUCGAGCUUAUUUUGCUUAAUUAAUAAAAGCGUCAUGCGUCAUUUUUUUAUUAUUAAAAAAUUUAUUAUUAUCAUUAAUAAACUAAUUUAAAAAAAAGAAAAAAUAUCAAUCUUUGUUUUUCUUUUUUUUAAGUGAUUAAAAUUUCUAUUUAUGAAAAUAGAAACUAGUAAAAUGAACGGCACUCAAAAAAACGGCUUUUUUCUAUUUAUUUUUCUAUAGAAUUAGUUUUAGGUAAAGAUUUAGGAUAAUCGUUUUUUCUUUACUUUGUUUUGCUUUCUCUUUCGUAUUAGAAGAAUUUUUUCACAACUGAUUUGUGUAUGGAAAAAUUAGAAAAUUGUACUUUCGAAAAAAUGAAAGAAACAAAUUUGGAUCGGUGACUAUUUUUAUGAUUUAAGAGAGGAAAAGAGAAAUUUUUGUUUGCACGCGAAAUAUGUUUUUUUGAAUAAUGGUCGUUCCCUGAUAGCAUCGUCUUGAAAAAAGGACACGAGGAAAAAAAAGACGAAUAUCCGUAAUUUUACUGUGCCUAUUAAUUAGACUAAACGCUUGGUCAUUGUUAUCAAAUUUACAUUAAAAAGAAAAAUUUUUGUUUGCUUCGACACUUUUCUUUAAGUUUUCAAAAUAUUAAGAAACCCCGAUUUUUUUUAGUAAUAUAAUGUACAUUUUUUUCGUAAUACUAGAUGAUAAUAAUUUUUAGGCUAAUACGUUAGAUUAACAGAUUGUCAACAAAUUACAAGUUACUUUUUAUUUUUCUGAAAACAAAAAACUAUUUUCUUCAUUCUCUACUAAAAAUUAAAUUCUCAUCACGAUUUUCCCUUUUUUUAAGACAAACAGUUCUUUAAUUUGAAAUUUUUUUAUUUUUCCAUUCGAAAAAAAUCUUGAUAAGAAUAUUAAUUUUUUCGGGGAGGAUUUUUUUGAAUUUGGUAAAAAUAAAAAUGGUGCCAGAAUUUAUUUUUAUGGGUUUUUAUCGAAGAAGCAACGAGUCGAGCCCAAAGAAAGGAAGUAAAUGGAUUAAACUUGAUUGUGGCAUGUGUAAAGAUUAAGUUAAUUAAUAUUGAAAAUUAGUUUAUAAAGAGUAAACAAAAAAAAAAAAAAAAAAACAAUACAAAAGCCACAUAACGUUCGAGAUGCGAAUAUUUUACCAUUUAAGAAGAGAGGCCAUGGUGAGUGAACCACCUUGGGAGGAAUUCCUUGUGCAAAGGAAUUUAGUUUCAUUGUUAAAAUACCUCUAUUAUGUAAACACACUUAUUAUUGAAAUAAAUAUAAACUUUAAGACUGAAA
Molecule: messenger RNA, 2874 nt
Organism: Leptopilina heterotoma
Lineage: Eukaryota; Metazoa; Arthropoda; Insecta; Hymenoptera; Figitidae
Gene: akirin
Product: akirin-2
Exons: 5
Coding region: 378-929 (183 amino acids)
Biological process (GO): positive regulation of innate immune response; positive regulation of transcription by RNA polymerase II
Cellular component (GO): nucleus; chromatin
Molecular function (GO): transcription coregulator activity
Source: RefSeq, a predicted model, not a curated record